Molecule: messenger RNA, 468 nt
Organism: Exaiptasia diaphana
Lineage: Eukaryota; Metazoa; Cnidaria; Anthozoa; Actiniaria; Aiptasiidae
Product: arf-GAP with SH3 domain, ANK repeat and PH domain-containing protein 2
Exons: 4
Biological process (GO): positive regulation of GTPase activity
Molecular function (GO): protein binding; GTPase activator activity
Source: RefSeq, a predicted model, not a curated record
UCAGCCUUGGAAAAGAAUCUCUCGUUGCCAAUAGACGAUGGAGUGGCGAAGAAUGACCUUAGACAAAAUCGACCCGCUCCUCCCCCCAGACCACGAUCGCUUAAGAAGACAAAGGUGGAGGAUGGCAAACCUAGUACCCCAGGGGGAGGGGGYUCAAAGAGUCUGGCGUUGAAACCCAAGGCAAUGACUUUACCGAGACCCCCAGCAACGCCGCCUCCUCCAGUUCGAACUGAGGCAAGUUCAACAUCUCAAGAUCAAGUUGAAGAGAAUAAUUUACCACCUCCUCCGCCACCAACAACGCCAGCUCCAGAGCUUCCUCCGCGACUAUAUUACACUCCGGCUCCUGCGUCCCAUCCCCGAAGAGUCCAGGCUUUGUACGACUGUGAGGCUGACAAUGACGACGAGCUGUCAUUYAAAGAAAGUGAUAUUAUUGUUGUCAAGGGCGACGCCGAAGACGCGGARUGGUGG